Molecule: messenger RNA, 300 nt
Organism: Mytilinidion resinicola
Lineage: Eukaryota; Fungi; Ascomycota; Dothideomycetes; Mytilinidiales; Mytilinidiaceae
Product: kinase-like protein
Exons: 1
Biological process (GO): protein phosphorylation
Molecular function (GO): protein kinase activity; ATP binding
Source: RefSeq, a predicted model, not a curated record
AGAUAUCUAGCCUCAAAAUUCGGGUGCCUAGCCAAAGCCAUUGAGUAUCUUCACAGCCAAAAGAUUCGCCACAAGGACCUAAAACCAUCUAACGUUCUACUUGGUCGAGACAACUUAUGGCUCACUGACUUUGGAAGCUCCACGGACUUUUCUAUGCUCUCCAUGAGUGCAACUGAAAACGGAGAGCGCGGAACUCCCAAAUACUUCGCGCCUGAAGUAGCAUUAUAUGAACGAAACGGUCGUUCCGCAGAUAUGUUUUCACUAGGUUGCAUAUUCUUAGAGAUGCUUGAGCUGUUAAGA